Helobdella robusta is the source of this 1401-nucleotide messenger RNA. RefSeq lists its product as hypothetical. The record is from RefSeq and is a predicted model, not a curated record. The coding region runs from base 1 to 1401 and encodes 466 amino acids. Lineage: Eukaryota; Metazoa; Annelida; Clitellata; Rhynchobdellida; Glossiphoniidae. The transcript is spliced from 2 exons.
AUGGCCCCUCUCAUCAGCAUCCUCAUCUUGUGGACGGUCAGUGUUGAGGCGAGAAAAAUGAAUCAAAACAUUCCAAUGAGGGAACCUCCUUCCAUGAAGCCACACUACCAACAACUGCACUUUACUGAAACUGGAAAACAGAUCAAACUCGAAUGUCCCAUCUCUGCAACUCAGCACAACAUUUUCAUCAUUUGGGAGAAACAAAUAACAUCAGAUCAUAAUAAAACACCGACUGACUACAACAACUUAUCACAUUUGGACAUAAGUUAUCAAAAAGUUGUACCAUCUCUUGUUAGAAAUGGAAGGUUGCGUAUUAAGAAGGCAAAGGUUGAAGACGCUGGUACAUACCGAUGUACGGCUAUUAACGGUUUCGGAUCCAACAUAGACUCCCAAUGGAGACUGAACAAAGUGGGACUGAUCCUUGCUUCCGGAAUUGUUUCAUUGGCCGGCCUGGUUGUCUUGGCAACGUACAUCAUCAACAAAUGUAAGAUGGAUGGAGGUCCGGUGUUUCAUAGAAGCGGUGGUAGUGAUUAUAUAUUACGCAGGUUUCUAUCAACGCCAGAUGAACAUGUGUUCAACCACAACAACAACAACAACAACAACCACAACUGCAACAAAACGACAACUCUGCACAGACCAACUAACGGUAGAAAUGUUUUCCCACUGCCAGCAAUCGACACCGUUGCCAGCCUGGAGCCGAAGAUGCAUAACAUAUUCAAAAGUUACAACAAUAACGGAUAUCGAGUAGUUACGGUUCAGCAAGCUUCAGCAGUUCCAAUCCAUCAUCACAUUCCUGCAAAACAUCCCAUCCUUAGAAAUCAUGGAUACUUCACAAAUUCUCCAGAGCAGUACAUUCCUGCUUACUACGACAUUUCACAGAACCACAUCAUCCCCAACAACCUGGCCAGCAACCUCAUAAACACAACAACAUCCCCUUCAAACUUCAACAACAGAACAAUGAUGGUCAACGUAUUGAGCAGAUUCGUGUCCAGUUUAAACAGCAAUGUAGUUAAUAUCGGCAGUAGAAGAAGCAGCGUUCAUAACGAUCGUGACGUUGAGUGUGGUCAGUCAGCGGUCAACAGAAUUUACAACAUUAAUCGCAUUUCUCGAAACAUCAACAACAACAACCACGUUAACAACAAUUGCAUCAAUAACAAUCACAUCAACAGCAACAACAACUAUAACAACAAACGCGUGAUCCAGGUCAACAAUAACAAUUAUACCAAAGGCAACUCUUUUAACAAACGUAUCAACGAUAACAUCAUCUGUGAUAGAAAUAACACCAUUGGAGUUCAUCGUCCUAGCUUUGCAAAAUUUCACUGGAUGGUCAAUAACAAAAAUGAUCUCAUUUCAACAACUUCCUUGAACUCAGCUAGAGCAACCAUAAGCAUCUCGCCUUAG